AUGUUGCAAUACGCGAAAACAUAUAUAGGACUGAAGUUUGAUCAAAUCAACCAAUGUGUUCAAAAGUUCGAAAGCUAUAAUGAGCAGGCGGUGAAUUACGGUUGGCGAUGUUCCACUUCGCUUCCACGACAAAUCUUAACUUUGGAAUAUCCCAAAUUUAAGGACAGCGAAUAUGUAACAUGGGUUGUAAUACAUCUUCAUUUGGAAUUGCGCAAAAUAUCGCAAGAGUUGAAUUCGAUGUUUGGACUACAAAUGACUAUCAAAAUGGGAACCUAUUUUGCGCUUAUAGUAAUAGCUUCUGAUCGUGUUUUCAACAUAAUAUUUACACAUAAUUACGGUGGUGAGAAAAAGAUAAACCUCACGUUGAUUAUAUUAUUCAUCAUAAUAAACAUCUUCCGAUUGCUCAUUAUUAAUUAUAUGUGCGAGAGAGUCAGCAACAAGGCAAACGCAACAAGAGAUGUUAUAUGUAAAAUAGUGCCUUCCACUACUGAUAAUGUGACUCGAGAAAACAUUUCGCAAAUUCUCUUGCAAAUGAGGCAAGCUCCGCUCAAAUUCCAUGGCCUCCGGCUUUUCCAGUUUGGGUCAAAUUUCUUUCGUGGAUUCUCCAGCUCCGCUACGACCGUUAUUGUCAUAUUGGUGCAGUCCCACACAAGUACAUAA
This is a messenger RNA of Odontomachus brunneus, 660 nucleotides long. RefSeq lists its product as uncharacterized. The record is from RefSeq and is a predicted model, not a curated record. NCBI's taxonomy places the organism in Eukaryota, Metazoa, Arthropoda, Insecta, Hymenoptera, Formicidae. Gene Ontology annotation, biological process: sensory perception of taste. Gene Ontology annotation, cellular component: dendrite; membrane; axon. Bases 1 to 660 code for a protein of 219 amino acids. The transcript has 6 exons.